This is a messenger RNA of Trametes versicolor FP-101664 SS1, 1275 nucleotides long. RefSeq names its product WD40 repeat-like protein. The record is from RefSeq and is a predicted model, not a curated record. Gene Ontology annotation, molecular function: protein binding. NCBI's taxonomy places the organism in Eukaryota, Fungi, Basidiomycota, Agaricomycetes, Polyporales, Polyporaceae. The transcript is spliced from 9 exons. The coding region runs from base 1 to 1275 and encodes 424 amino acids.
AUGAGCGUGUAUCGCAGAUUUGGCCACAAUUUGCCUCAUAAGUCGGGCAUCAACGCGGCGGCAUUCGGUCCGGACGCCACCUUUGUCGUCACGGCCACGGCGGAUGGCGGCGUGUAUAUCUGGCGGGCGGAAGAUGGUGCUCUUAUCUGUUCUGCUGCUGGGGAUACGUCUGUGCUCUCGAUUGCAUGGACAGAGAUUGAAGACACGUUCGUGUACGGUACCGCCAGCGGGAAUGUGGCUAAUUGCAGUUUCUCCUCGGAAGACAAUACGCUACAUAUAGUAGGGUUUCUGGCCCACAAUGCACCAGUGAACUGUAUAUCCGUUCGCGGGUGUCUGGUAGUAUCUGGCGCUGGAAGCGAGGUUCGUGUCUGGAAGUGGCGCGAUGACGGGCCAUGGGAUCUAGUCAAAGACGUCUCGAUCCCCGGCGCUGCAACGGUCGGGCGCCCUCGGACAGAAAUUCUGGUGACGGCAGUUGGCUGGGCGAACGUAGCUGAAGAGGGCCCCAUGCUCGUCGCUAGUUACCUCCACCAUGGCGUUUUCCUCUUCGCAAGCGAAUCCUUGACCUGCACAAGGUUCAUAUCCACAGGCGGCAUGACCGUCGGCGCCAGCAUUUCUGAUGAUGGGCGGCUGAUAUCAUUGACCACUCUGGCUGUUGGUUUCGAUAUCUAUUCGCUCGCGACUGGCAAUCGCCUUCGCAGGCUCGCGUAUGACGGAGAGACACGGGCGAUUCCUAGUCGGUUCCUCCAUAGCGACGCGCAGCUUGUAUGUGGGGGAGAAGGGGGCAAAGCGCACGUAUGGGACGUCAUGACUGGCAAUAAGCUUCAGUCGCUUCCCCAUCUCGCUCACGACAAAGUUGUCGUGGUUGACUUCGCUCGUGACCGCAAACUUGGGCGAACCUUGAUCAUCACGGGAGUGUCCGAUGAGCUUAACCCGUACGCCGCGCUGUGGAUCAAGGAAGAGUCCGAGGCUCCGAACGUGGAGCCGGCCCAAUCGGUGCGGUACUCUACCCCUGCUCUGCAUCUUAACUUCGCUGACCACGUCCCUCUGAAGGACCCGCCUUCACGUCUUCUGCGAGAAGUGAGCCGUCUGCGGGCGGCUCUUACCCUCAAGACCCAUCAAGCUCACGGCUUGGCUGUGGUCGUCAACAACCAUAUCCUCAACUACGACUACUAUCGCGACCGCUGCAGGGAGCUUGAGGAUGAGUUGGUGAGGCGCUUUGGGACAGUGGACCCUGAUGCCUUGAGGAUCGUCAUGCCGCUCAGGUUUCCUGACUGA